This is a messenger RNA of Lachnellula hyalina, 1551 nucleotides long. It is a transcript of the gene radP, whose product is annotated as Cytochrome P450 monooxygenase. NCBI's taxonomy places the organism in Eukaryota, Fungi, Ascomycota, Leotiomycetes, Helotiales, Lachnaceae. Bases 1 to 1551 code for a protein of 516 amino acids. Gene Ontology annotation, molecular function: oxidoreductase activity, acting on paired donors, with incorporation or reduction of molecular oxygen; heme binding; monooxygenase activity. The transcript is spliced from 3 exons. The record is from RefSeq and is a predicted model, not a curated record.
AUGACGACAUCCCCGGUAUUGACAGACAUAUCAGCAUUUCUGAACCGGCCAAAGAUUGAGAUUGCUGGUUUCUGUGCGGCAGCUUAUGCAUUGUACUAUGCCACCACAGCCAUCUACCUCGUCUUCUUCCACCCGCUCUCCAAAUUCCCCGGCCCAAAAACAUGGGCCGCAUCACGCAUUCCAUGGGCGCGCCAUGUCGUGAAAGGCGAUCUAUGGGAGGUCUUGAGCAAACUACAUGAGCAAUAUGGCCCAGUGGUGCGCAUCGGGCCGGAUGAGAUAACGACCAUUUCGCCCACGGCAUGGAAAGACAUCUAUGUUUCGAAUCCCGUUCUCCCCAAAGACCCAAACAGUCAGACGCCGCCCCUCAACGGCGCACACUCGCUCUUCACAGCGGCCGGGGACACGCACAAGCGGAUCCGGAAUACGCUGGUCAACGGCUUCUCCGACAAAGCGCUACGAGAGCAAGCUCCUAUCAUCGAGGACUAUGCCGUGCAACUGGUAUCGCGGCUCCAGCGCGAGGCGGCAAAGAGUACUGAUGGCGCGGUCGAUAUACAGAAGUUCUAUGGCUACGCGACUUUUGACAUGGUGACAGAUUUGAGCCUGGGCGAGAGUUUCCACGGGCUCGAGGGCGAUAAUGAACAUUCGUGGAUUCUGGGCUUCUUCUUCCACGCCAAGUUCGGCACUAUCCGCAAUUGUCUCAGCCGCUUCUCACCGUUGGAUAUCCUGCUCGGUCUCAUCCUGCUUAGCGUUACGCGCAAGAACCGCCUGAAGAACUGGGCGACUGUGACGGAGAAGAUUGACCGACGACUCGCCAAGGGCGACACAUCCGGUGUGCGUUCUGACUUCCUGACGCCGGUUAUCGGGAAGCUUGACGAGGGGGGCGUGAAAGGCAUUACGAGAAAGGAAUUAACAACCAACGGGCUCGCAUUUGUCAUUGCAGAUUGCCAGCUGACUACGGUAGCGUUGUCCGCGAGCACAUAUCUGCUUCUUCGCGACCCAGCGAAGAUGAAGCAGCUGGUAGAGGAACUACGGGGGGCGUUUCAGAGCGAUGACCAGAUUACAGUGCAGUCGACACAAGGACUCGUCUACCUCGAAGCAGUCAUCAACGAGAGUCUGCGUCUCCACCAUCCCACACCCAUCAGCCUCCCACGAUUACUACCUCCAGCAGGCCGAGUAAUCGACGGUGACUUUAUCCCCGGAAAUUCCGUAGUAGGUAUCAACCUGCAAAACAUCCAAAACAGCCCCUCCCUCUGGCACGAACCGCGCGUCUUCCACCCCGAGCGCUUCCUCGCCGCCUCGGACCCGCGCUACAACGCCGUCUUCGAAAAAGACGUCAAAGCCGCCUUCGUGCCCUUCUCCACCGGCCCGAGGAACUGUCUGGGGUGGAAGGUGUUCAUGGCGCAGGCGAGGGUUAUCCUGGCCAAGGUGCUGUGGAAUUUCGAGGUGGAGAUGGUGGGCGCGCAGGAGGAUUGGUUGGAGCAGAAGGCGUAUUUGGUGUUUGAGCCGAAGCCGUUGCCGGUUCGACUUGAGAAGUACCGUGGGGGGAAGUGA